Molecule: messenger RNA, 1089 nt
Organism: Salpingoeca rosetta
Lineage: Eukaryota; Choanoflagellata; Craspedida; Salpingoecidae
Exons: 2
Coding region: 1-1089 (362 amino acids)
Source: RefSeq, a predicted model, not a curated record
AUGAUGACCACAACCACAAUCAAGCAGCGCUUCACGUGGGAUUGCGGGCUGGCGUGCCUGGCCAUGGCCUUGCAGUCCCACGCCAGUGAAGACAGUAAACACAGCGAAGAUGGUGAAGGAGGGACAUGCACGCAGCGACAACCGCAGCAACAACGGGAGGAAGACGCGGUGGAGAACGUGGAAGACCUGAGGUUUGCGCAGCUCAGUCUGAGUGGGAACCACGAAGCCAUCCUUGAUGACGUCUUGGAGGCGUUCCAAGCAUAUACGAGCGGGUAUGCGUGGACAGUGGAGCUAUUGUAUGUACUCAAGACAGCGUUUGAUACACCGAGUACCCUGUGCACCACCACGACAGUCCUGGACGCAGACGCGUACGCAGACCUGCCCUUCUACAACAACAGCACACAAGCACCCACAAUGGACCGCCCACUACACCCACAACACCACCAAGAGCAGCAGCAAGAGCAGCAAGAGCAGCAAGAGCAGCAGCAGCGAGAGCGACCCCUCGACCAGAGCCACGAAGACAAGGAACAACAGGAACGCAGUGGCCAAGAAGGCACAGUUGAUGUCAUGUCGUGGGCGUUGGACCUCGCUGCACCAGCAUGCGGCUCCAUGUCCACUCCAACAGCGGCCACAACAGGAGGGACAACCACAGCGUGCGCCACAGCAGCAAGCACAUGCGGUCCAAGUGGCGUCGUGAAGCAGAGCGUAGCACAACUGUAUGAGACAGAGGCCCCGGCCAUGGUGGAUGCGCGAUUGACACUGGAAGAGCUGCUCACACUGCGAGCUAACGGACUGGCCAUCAUCGUGCUUGUCAAUGUGCUGCAGCUGGACUGCCGUGACUGCGGCCUUCCCACCGCGGACUACACUCAGCCAUACAUUGGCCACUACAUCGUCUUUGAAGGCCUGGCUGCCACAACAGGCGAGCAAGAACACGUGGUGUUCCGGGAUCCAGGGCAGGGGCGGUGCUCCGAGAAGUGUGCAGUGCGUCGUGAAGUGUUUGAUGCUGCCCGGACCGCCCGUGGCACGGAUGACGAUAUCCUCGUGGUCGGCGCAACGUGCGAUCAACCGUGCAGGCAAAGCCUUGAAUAA